Messenger RNA from Prunus armeniaca (apricot), 210 nucleotides. The record is from the annotation of a GenBank genome assembly. NCBI's taxonomy places the organism in Eukaryota, Viridiplantae, Streptophyta, Magnoliopsida, Rosales, Rosaceae.
AUGGCGACUGAAGCACCAGAGCAAGCCCCCCAAGCCGAUGGAGUCCAAUCUCUUUCAAUUUCCGAGGCUUCACCAUCCAGCUCUUCAAAUCCAACCAUCCAAAUGAGUUUGGAGGAGAAGUACCAGAUGUUGAGGAGCGUGGCAGAGGAAUGUAUUCAAGAGGACGAGCUUCGGAAUUUGCUGGCUCAUAAGUCCGAACCCAUCGCCUAG